This is a messenger RNA of Neurospora tetrasperma FGSC 2508, 2813 nucleotides long. RefSeq lists its product as uncharacterized. The coding region runs from base 21 to 2702 and encodes 893 amino acids. The transcript is spliced from 5 exons. The record is from RefSeq and is a predicted model, not a curated record. NCBI's taxonomy places the organism in Eukaryota, Fungi, Ascomycota, Sordariomycetes, Sordariales, Sordariaceae.
GUAGGCUAUUAUCGACCGAGAUGGGUAGAGAGAAGAGGACCACCGGCCAUGGCGCGGCCAGAGGAGAGCAUGCCAAAGCACGGCAUCAGAGGGACCGCAAGGGGAACAUCAUGGAUUGGACCGCGCCGCUCCCUCCUGGCCUGGUAGCAAAGCCUGACAGACCACAGUGCUCAUCCAAACACAAGUCCUGGUUUGAGUUCAUCGAGAACAAGGACAAGAAGAAGAAGCUGGAGAUCGAGUUCACCGAGAAUCGCGAGCCCCCGCCAGGUUUCGAGUUCGUCCCCAUUGGCAAUCCCACCUUGACCACGGCUUGUAAAGAGCUUUCGCGAGAGCAAGGUGCCAUGAUCUUCAUCGUCACGUCUUCUAAUGGCCAAUUUUCCAAAGAGCUUAGUCGCCAUCUGAACCGUGUUGGUAUCCAUGUUCGGGAGUCCAUUGUCGAACAGGCACGCCAACAGUUGGGACAAGACUCAGAUCUGCCUACACCUGAUACGGGCGCCGGUCAACCGGAGCCCAUCCCAGAGAAACAAGAAGACAUCAACAAGCAAGCUGACGCAGCUAUAAGGGAUCUGUUUCCGCGAAUACCGAACACUGACCGCCAAAUGAUCAUUGAACACUCGUUCAACAAGGCGCGGCUACAAGAUAAAAAGGAUCCGCCGGUCGGUCUUGCUGCUCAUGUUACGCUUUCACGUCGUGUUCAGCUUGCUGUUCUUGCUCACAUCAGACAUAACCACACGAGAUAUGACAAGCUUCUAAGGGAAACAAGCUAUGUCAAUGCUAGGAAAGCGGUUGAGGGUCUCUGUCUCGACUACCUGGUCAAGUGGCGAGGAGAUGAGGAGACGGGCCGCGACCAACUUGAUGAAAUUUUGGCUGAAGUUGUCGUCAUUUCAGAUUCGGAAAGCGAAGAUGAAGACGAGGACGAGGAGGACGAUGAUGGCGAGGAUCAAUCUUCCGACGCCUCUUCAGUGGAAGAGGUCUCGCCAGAUAAGCAGACUGCGCCGGUCCGGUCCACCUUGCCUGCCUCAGCCCCGAAACCAUCCCCCCCAAUUGUCGAUUUAACCCAGCCCAGUCAUGCUCAACCAGGUCCAGCAAUUUCGCGAAGAGCAAACAAGAAGAGGGCCAAGAAGGAAGCUCGGAAGGAGAGACUGGCUGCAAAGAGAGCCGAAAAGAGGGCCGAACGUGGCUUCAACAGGUACCGAGCAGUCGGCCAGGCCUGGAGCCAGGCGGUCGAGCGUCAGCGCCUUGGGAAUGUUGAGCAUGUGCCCAGCCCUACCGCCACAGACGGCGUCGAUAGGUCAGUUCCUCAGGUUCCUCAACCGUGGCAGCCUUCUGGGCCAGAGAAUGUCCGUCCCCCGGAUCAAGGUAUAUAUUACACAAGGGAACCACUACAACAAGCGCGAUAUGUCUACGACAACAGCCCCCAACAAUCAGGGCCGGUCUAUAGCAGCGUGCAGCGGCCUAGCUUCGUUGAAGCAGCGCCACGAGUGGCCGAUCCUAAUUUUUACAGUGAACAAGAUUGGCCUAUCCAGCGCCUGUCGCUACGAAACAGCUCCAGACCUAUAGUUGGGGCUCAAGCUGCUUCUCAUGCGAGCACUGUUGUUGAACGGGUAAGACAUCAUGGCGAAGACCUCAGGGACUAUCUCGUGCCGUCCGUCGAAGAAAGAUCCCCAGAUGUUGCCAAGUUCCCGUCCGAGUUUCCUAGUCAAGAGUACAGGCCACCGCGGGAGGCCCAUAACGAUAUGUCAAGUAGGCAGGUGCAUUACACACUGAACACUCGAGAAGAGUUCAUCACGCUUCCACCGCGGAGUGACGGCAUACGAACAGCCACGGUGCCUGCUACACGCCCAGAGUCUUACAUCGUGGUCAGCUCACAACCGCGUGGUAUGACUCGAGCCUAUGCUCCAGUUGCAGGUACUGGUAACCCCCAUGACAUGCCCGUAUAUCGUGACGAUGCCCAUCUCGGUGAUUACGGACCACCCGUCAGAGCGGAUACCCAGUCCUGGAUCAGAGACGACAAUGCUCAUCCUAGGUCGGAGGCCUGUCCGAUUGUGAUUCACGAUUCUCCCAGACCAGUGAGGCAUGAGAGCGUAGUCCCGGCGCGCUUCCCUCCAGAGGCACGCCCUCCACCACUGCCUAGAAGGGAACACGAAGACGUCGACCAUUUGGGCGCUAUUUACGUUGGGGACCGUGACACGUGGCGUUCUGACCCCAGAAACGGCCAGUAUGUCGAGGAUCAACUGGGAGACUUUGCUGAGAUCGUAAGGGUGUCCAACAAGUUUCCAAAGCGUCACGGUUCCCAACCAGUACCGGUAGAUGUAGAGUUUUACGACUCUCGGCCGACCGCUCCACGAGCGCAAGAUCAUGGGCAUGCCUAUCGUGAGGGCCAGCGGAUCUAUGACUCUCAAUUAGGGCACGCAACUUAUCCGCGAAUCGAGCGCGUGAUUGGAAGGUACGAGCAACCUGCCGAAUAUCGCUCGGAGGAGGUUGUAUCAGGCAUCAAACGGUAUGCCGAUGGAUAUCCAAGUGGCAGCGCAAAGCGGCAAGAAAGAAUUCUGGGUAUAGAGUCUGAGGGACAUUUCCAUCCUGUCACUACAUACGUUCCUCUAGAUGACGACUACCGGUACCACGGACAACCUCAAGUCACACAUGCGCCACUGCGGACUUCCAUCUACCCGCCAGUUUCUGCUUAUCCGCCGCGUCACUAGCAGCGGUGUCGUACGAUAUAGUGGCAUCGUGGCAUAUGACAGAGAUCUCGUGUUGAGUCGAACAGAUGUACUGUUGAAUUUCCUACGAAACCUUGCAUGCGGGUAUAUCAG